UAAGCAGCACACAAAACAGUCUCACACUACUGACUCUACUUGACAUACAUGGAAGCAAAGUGCAGCACCAUCAACUGCCGGCGGCCGGAGUUUCUUCCUCCACCAGCGGGAGGGACCCACCUGCCGGAGAGUCCAAGGGUGCCAAUGGAGUUCCUGUCUCGCUCAUGGAGUGCCUCAGCCCUUGAGGUCUGUAAGGCACUGGCUCCUCACCAACCACCCCAUCAUCAUCUUCUUCCUCCUUCUUCCAAGACUACUUCAAAUGGUUCCUACACUACUUCUUCUUCCCUUAUUCCCGAAGAAACCGGUUGUGGUGACUCUGAAGAGUUCCCAUCCUCAUCUCUCAUCUCAACUACUUCUUUGUCCAAGAACCAGUUCUCUUUUGUUUCUUCUGCUACCUCUCAGCUUGUCCUUGAACGCAUUAUGUCACAAUCAGCAAGAGAGGAAGUGUCGCCAUUAACUUCUGGAAGACUAUCACACAGUAGUGAGCCUCUGAAUGGUGGUGGUUCGUUAACCGGAACAGACAGUCCCCCAAUUUCACCUUCUGAUGAAUUUGAUGAUGUUGUUAAGUUUUUCCGGGCAAACAAUUCCAUUCACCCCUUAUUCAAUGGUGGAAGAGCCAGUGCUGCAAUUGGCAAUGGCGCGGCACCCUCAGGGCCAAAGACAGUUGGAAGAUGGUUGAAGGACAGGAGGGAGAAGAAGAAAGAAGAAACAAGAACUCACAAUGCUCAGCUGCAUGCUACCAUCUCAGUGGCUGCAGUGGCUUCUGCCGUGGCAGCCAUCGCGGCUGCAACGGCUGCUUCAUCUGCACCAAGCAAGGAUGAGAGAAUGGCCAAGACGGACAUGGCUGUGGCCUCUGCAGCCACAUUGGUGGCCGCGCAGUGCGUCGAGGCUGCUGAGGCAAUGGGGGCUGAGAGAGACCACCUAGCUUCUGUGGUUAGCUCAGCUGUCAAUGUCCGCUCUCAUGAUGAUAUCACUACUCUUACCGCUGCAGCUGCAACAGCUCUAAGAGGAGCAGCUACCCUGAAGGCAAGAGCAUUGAAAGAGGUAUGGAACAUUGCUGCAGUGACACCAUUAGAGAAAGGCAGAGGAGGGAUGGGAAUUUCUGGCAAAGGUAAUACAAAUACCAAUAACAAUAACAGCAACAAUACCAGCACAAGUGAUAGUGGGGAGAUUCUCAAUGGAGAAAAUUUUCUAGGCGUCUGCAGCCAAGAGCUACUUGCUAAGGGAACUGAAUUGCUCAAACGAACCCGCAAAGGUGAUCUUCACUGGAAAAUAGUUUCUGUUUACAUACAUCGAACAGGCCAGGUGAUGCUGAAAAUGAAGAGCAGACAUGUUGCAGGAACCAUUACCAAAAAGAAAAAGAAUGUUGUGCAAGAUAUUUGCACAGACUUACCAGCAUGGCCAGGGAGACAUCUGCUUGAUGAUGGCGAAAAGCGGAAAUACUUUGGGUUGAAGACAGAUGCAAGGGGGAUUGUGGAGUUUGAGUGUAGAAAUCAAAGGGAAUAUGAUAUCUGGACUCAAGGGGUCUCCAGGCUUCUUUCCAUUGUUGCACAAAGACAGAACAGAUUUGGAAACUGAUCCAUGCAUCUUACACUAAUUACUAUUAAUUGAGUCUCUAGUUACUGCUGACUACUGAACUAAAUUCAAAUUAUAUGCAUUAUAAUGCAUUUUGCAUGUGAGUAACCGUAGAUAGUCGUCUGUGGCAAGGACUCAACUCAAGUGAACUUUGUAACUUAAGCAAAAAUCCUCUGCUGUCUGAAUUUGUGCAAUUGUAGGAGUUUUAUUUAUUUAUUUAUUUGGGUAACUAUGCCUUGUCUCAAGUCCCUAUAAUUCUAAGAAUUUUUAUGCAACAGCUAUUCUGAGUC
Messenger RNA from Arachis stenosperma, 1865 nucleotides. Its product is annotated as VAN3-binding protein. The record is from RefSeq and is a predicted model, not a curated record. NCBI's taxonomy places the organism in Eukaryota, Viridiplantae, Streptophyta, Magnoliopsida, Fabales, Fabaceae. The transcript has 7 exons. Gene Ontology annotation, biological process: leaf vascular tissue pattern formation; auxin-activated signaling pathway; phloem or xylem histogenesis. Bases 49 to 1578 code for a protein of 509 amino acids.